This is a messenger RNA of Schizosaccharomyces osmophilus, 315 nucleotides long. It is a transcript of the gene img2, whose product is annotated as mitochondrial ribosomal protein subunit L49. The record is from RefSeq and is a predicted model, not a curated record. The transcript has 2 exons. Gene Ontology annotation, molecular function: structural constituent of ribosome. Lineage: Eukaryota; Fungi; Ascomycota; Schizosaccharomycetes; Schizosaccharomycetales; Schizosaccharomycetaceae. Gene Ontology annotation, cellular component: ribosome; mitochondrial large ribosomal subunit. Gene Ontology annotation, biological process: translation. Bases 1 to 315 code for a protein of 104 amino acids.
AUGCUUUUCACAAGAAAUUGUUUUGGUGUGUUAAGGCAUUAUUCAACCGGAACCUCCAAAAGUCUGCCUUUUAUAAUUUCAAGGAGCAAGACCGCGAAUUUUCCGGUUUAUAUUGAUUAUAAAAGCGGUGGGAAUCAAGUUCAGACGAUAAUACGUCGAAUUGAAGGAGACGAUAAUGCUUUGCUAAAGAAAUUAAUUACUGAUCUUGGGAUCUCUCAGGCCGAUGCUUCUAUUAACCGAUUGACGAAACAGAUUUCUAUCAAAGGAAACCAUUCUCAGCGCGUAAAAGAAUGGAUCCAAAAUCAUGGGUUUUAG